AUGAUUUGCUUGCAGUUCCUAUCUCUUCUUGCUUAUGGACUUACAAUACUGCAGGGGGUGAAUUGUUGGACAUACCAUUAUUCAGACACAAACAUGACCUACAGGGAAGCAGAACUGUGGUGCAAAAAGAGGUAUACUAACAUGGUUGCCAUUCAGAAUAAGGAGGAAAUCAACUAUCUCAAUAAUUUCUUACCCUUCAAUCCGGGUUACUACUGGAUUGGAAUCAGAAAAAUUAAUGAUGUAUGGACCUGGAUUGGAACUAACAAACAACUGACAGAAGAAGCAGAAAACUGGGCUUCAGGUGAGCCAAAUGGUAAAGGGAACAACGAGGACUGCGUCGAAAUCUACAUCAAAAGAGGGAAGGAUGAUGGCAAAUGGAACGAUGAGCAGUGUGAGAAAAAGAAGGUCGCCUUGUGCUACACAGCUUCUUGCAACCCUUCACUCUGCAGUGGUCGUGGGGAAUGCAUAGAAACUAUUAACAAUCACACCUGCCACUGUAACCCUGGAUUCUAUGGACCAGAAUGCGAGUUCGUUGAGAGUUGUGAUCCACUAAAGAAACCUGAUCAUGGGAGCCUUGAGUGUGACCACCCAUUGAAGAACUUCGGCUACAACUCGUCCUGCACAGUUCAGUGUGAGGAAGGCUAUGAACUGACUGCACUGGAAUCUGUAUACUGUACCUCUUCUGGAGUCUGGUCUGCCACCCUCGCAGCAUGCAAAGCUGUGACCUGUCCUGCCUUAGAAAUGCCUGCCCAUGGUGCUAUGAACUGCUCCCAUCCCUCUGUGGAGCUCACCUGGGGUAUUACCUGUGAGUUCACCUGUGAGGAAGGAUUUACCCUGACAGGACCAGCCACACUGCAGUGUGGGUCUUCUGGGGCCUGGGACAGGCAGCAGCCAUCCUGUGCAGCUGUGAGGUGUGAGGCUGUAACCUGGCCAGAAGAAGGCUUUGUGACCUGUGACCAUGCUCCUUCAGAUCUCACCUAUGGCUCGCAUUGUGAUUUCCGCUGCAUUGAGGGCUACAUUCUGGAUGGCCCAUCCAGCAUUGAGUGCACAGCACAGGGACGGUGGUCAGAACCAGUGCCAAAAUGCAAAGUUGUACAGUGUGAACCACUGACCACUCCUGAGAGAGGCUUUAUGGAUUGCUUACAUGGUGCUGGGAACUUCACAUACAACACAGCCUGCCACUUUAGCUGCUUAGAAGGAUGGAGGCUCAAUGCCUCUGAACAACUCAGCUACGUAACUGUGGGUAUAGCAGCCACAAGUGCCUCUCUGUUGUCCACGGCAUCAUUCCUCCUUUGGCUGGCAAGACGUUUACGAAGGAAAGCAAAGAAAUUUACUCCUUCCAGUAGCUGCCAGAGCCUAACCAUUGAAGGUAGCUUCCAAAGUGCUGGCCAGAAUGUCUAA
Messenger RNA from Mesitornis unicolor (brown roatelo), 1401 nucleotides. It is a transcript of the gene SELE, whose product is annotated as selectin E. Gene Ontology annotation, cellular component: membrane; external side of plasma membrane. The coding region runs from base 1 to 1401 and encodes 466 amino acids. The record is from RefSeq and is a predicted model, not a curated record. The transcript has 10 exons. Gene Ontology annotation, molecular function: oligosaccharide binding; sialic acid binding. Lineage: Eukaryota; Metazoa; Chordata; Aves; Mesitornithiformes; Mesitornithidae. Gene Ontology annotation, biological process: leukocyte tethering or rolling; heterophilic cell-cell adhesion; response to cytokine.